ACAAAAAUCAAGGCUCAAAGGUGCCAUGAAAUACCACAAAAGUUGUCGCUUUUUGCUCUUGUUUCAAUAUUGAUUGUUAAAGUUAUUAGUGAACAAUGACUACAUUUUAGUCUGUUCCUCAGGCAAAGCUAUUGUUUGACCUCAUAUGACAGGAAUAUAUCUUGUGUGCUCCGAUAAAUAAAUAAAUUCAUACAGGUUUGCAAUAACAUGGGGAUUACAGUUUCUGCCCUAAAUAAAUUGUUUUCUGUGAAACAAAAGAUGCUAUUUGUAACAUCAUGCUGGAGAACAUGAACAUCAGUUUUUACACAAAAUGAAAUAAUUUAUCCUUACGAUCACUGUAUUUUUCUGUGUUUCAGGAGGUUUCCUCUGAAGACCCAUCCUUAAGUCUUAGAUGAGUAAACACCUGUGUCAUUACAUUAUAAUUCAAAUAAAAACCGAUUGCUCACUUUUCUUCUAAGACUGCCUUUCAUCUUCCCACAGCCCUUUCCAUGUUUCUAAGUAAAUGUUGUUGUUGCAGAGAGAUUGUGGGGCAGGCACUGACAUGCUCGUGUUCCCAAUCGUAAUCUACUUUUUUCAAGGUACAAUGAGAACCAUUACCAUUCCUGAAUGAAACUCUAGUAGGUUUACAUCAUCAACACCAAGAUUUUCCUGAGGAAUAAUAACUGACAACUUUGACAUGAAUGGAUGAUGUAGGAUAAACGAACGGUAGACAUCGCACAGUCAUCAUUUCUGCUUAAACACCAAUUGUUAUCAAUGACUUCCUCAUUCCCUCCUAAUUCCACCCUCAGCCCAUCAUCCACCUCAGAGCUCCACUGCCCUCUUCUGCAAACAAUGAGCUCUCACACCUUAAACAAAGACACUGGUGUGAACUUGGCAGUGGUGAGCAUCCACGGUGUGGUAUCCACUCUGGGGAUUCUGGAAAACGGACUGGUGCUGUGGGUGCUUGGUUUCCGUCUUCGUCGCAAGACGGUUGCUGCAGUAUGGGUCCUCAAUCUGGCAUUGUCGGACUUCCUAACCACACUAACCUUGCCGCUUUUCACUCAUUACCUAUUGAUGAACCACAGCUGGGAGUUGGGCAGCGCUUUGUGUGCAGCCCAGGCCUCCAUUUUUUUCCUCAACAUGUUUGUCUCUGCCUUCCUACUGGCUGUGAUAUCAUUGGACCGUUGUUUGUUGGUGACUAAGCCGGUUUGGACUCAGAACAAUCGUACAGUGUCGGCAGCAUGGAAGAUCUGUGGUCUAGGAUGGGCUUGGGCGGCGGUUAACGCACUUCCGUAUUUCAUGUUCCGUUCUGUUGUGGAAAAGAAGGAUGGCCGCAAACUCUGCUAUCACAAUUUUGCACUCUAUUCCUCCUCAAACACACUGCACAGAGACUGUAAGGUGCGUCAGGCAGCGACAGCAGUGUCCAAAGUCUUGCUGGCAUUUGUCGUACCUCUGAUUGUCAUCGCCAUCAGUUACACUUCCAUUUUUCUUGAACUGCAAGCUCGCAGAAAGAGGCUUGAGAGUCGACGACAGGGUGCGGGAAAUGGCAAACUGAGAUCCUUGAAAUUCUUCCGCAGUCUAUCUUCAUCAGGCAGACAAAACAGCGUUCGACUCUCUGAGAGUUUCAUGAAGAUGGUCGCCUCAGUGAUUGCAACCUUUAUUCUCUGCUGGGUGCCCUACCACGUCUUCUGCUUGCUGGAGGUGACGGCUCAGUACAAGACAGAGAUUGUGGAGCUUGUGGAGGUGUACCUACCUGUCUUGACAACCUUCUCCUUCUUAAACUCUGUAUUGAACCCAAUUAUCUACACUUUUAGCUGUCCAAACUUCUGCACUCGCAUCCGCCAAAGUUUGGGGGCUCUUUUCGAUGGGCUGGUGGAGGAAGCUGGACCCAUAAUAUGGGUUACAGAAAGGAUGAGGAAGAAAGAUUCAUUAUUCCUCUCUUCACCCAGCUCUCCCACCCCCACCAGAGCCACUCACAUUCAGAAUGGCAUGCAGGACUCCAUCAACCUCACUGGCCUAAAAAACUGCCCCACAAAUGAGGGAGAGAGGGAUGACAAAAUGUGACUUUAUCAUGUGGAACAUCAUAUCCUGGAAUUGAUGACUAAUGUUUCUGAGUGAACUACAGUCUACAAACCAGAUGUCACAAUCAUGGGAUGGCCUUAUAAGCUUUUAUCUUUUCUGCAUCUCUUUGCUUCACUGGCUUUAGUCAUGCUGGAUUACCCCUGAGGUUUUCCCUGCCACUGGUAAACACAAAUUAACUCAAAACCAAAGCCCCUCAAACACACAUGACCCAUAUUCCUGUUUCUGUUCUCUUGCAUUGUUUAGAUUACUGACUACAUACAUAUAUAACUCAGCAACAGGGUCUUUAUUGAAAAGGUUUUUUUUUCAUGCUUGUUCAAUGAACCAUAGUAAUUUUUGCUCAUGCAACUGUGGAGUAGUCCUUAACAGUUUACAGUCGGUAGUCAAUUACUGACACAGUUACUUAGGAUAAUAAAGAGACCUUUCUACUGACUCUCAAAAUCCAGAAACAAGAUGCCCAUGGUCCCUGAUGAUCACCUGUGUGAACAUGCCAUUGUCCUUGCAGGGUCAAAGUAUCAAAAUGUAACCAGGUUUCCCCCCAGAACUUGCAAGUUCCUGGGUGAAAGAGUGGGGUAACAUCUCACGCUGAAGUGCUUAAAGCAGCUGGUGACCACACAAGAUAUUUACUGCUACUUUUGUUCUGGUACUAAUUUUUCCAUUUCUGUUCAUCAAAUGCCUGCAAAGUAUGUUGGGUUUGUGCUUUAUCUUAAUACAAAUAUUUGCACACUUAGAAAUUAGAUGGAAAGCAUUUAAAUGCAAUAUGUUUGCUGAGUUAAUACUAAUAUUAAUGCUAAUUUUAACCCAGGCCACACAUAUGCAGAUAACAUUAAAUUGUUAUUACAAAUUACAUUAUCAGUAUAACAACUUAAGUAUAU
Molecule: messenger RNA, 2933 nt
Organism: Carassius carassius (crucian carp)
Lineage: Eukaryota; Metazoa; Chordata; Actinopteri; Cypriniformes; Cyprinidae
Product: prostaglandin D2 receptor 2
Exons: 2
Coding region: 754-2043 (429 amino acids)
Biological process (GO): complement receptor mediated signaling pathway; positive regulation of cytosolic calcium ion concentration; inflammatory response
Cellular component (GO): plasma membrane
Molecular function (GO): G protein-coupled receptor activity; complement receptor activity
Source: RefSeq, a predicted model, not a curated record